Messenger RNA from Chanos chanos (milkfish), 803 nucleotides. It is a transcript of the gene tmem14a, whose product is annotated as transmembrane protein 14A. Gene Ontology annotation, biological process: regulation of heme biosynthetic process. Bases 189 to 491 code for a protein of 100 amino acids. Gene Ontology annotation, cellular component: mitochondrial membrane. The transcript has 5 exons. The record is from RefSeq and is a predicted model, not a curated record. NCBI's taxonomy places the organism in Eukaryota, Metazoa, Chordata, Actinopteri, Gonorynchiformes, Chanidae.
UUGUGAGUUCCCAGUUGAACUCUUACUAUUAAUUUAGUUACUGUUGUUCAAAUCACGUACAUCUGGGUGUCGAUGUGAUCAUUUAUUUCGGUUUAUUAAGAAAAACACACCGUUUGCUUGCGGGAGGAUUUAGGUGUGUAAUUUUAAAGUGUGCCGUAAGAUAAGCAGCGCGACGCACCAUAUUUACCAUGGACUGGCUGGGGUUCGGCUAUGCUGCAGCUCUUGCUUUUGGAGGCUUCAUGGGCUACAGGAGAAAAGGAAGUGUGAUGUCACUGGUUGCUGGACUUUUCUUCGGUAGCAUAUCUGCAUAUGGGGCCUACAGGGUAACAAACGACCCACGUGAUAUUUGGACGUCGUUAAUUUCUUCAGGAGCACUGACAGUUGUGAUGGGAAUAAGAUUCAAGAAAUCUGGGAAAUUAAUGCCUGCAGGGAUUAUGGCAGGAUUAAGUCUCUUGAUGGUUCUGCGGCUUCUUAUCCUGGUUGCUGCGUGAACCCAGCAUUUGGUGCUGUGGACAGAGGCAUCCUGAUCUUCAUUGACUACAGGAUCUUUCUGACUGUAGUGUGGUCAGAGACCACAAGGAGAGCUGAUCUAACAUUGCCUUUGACUUUUUUUUAUACAUUCAGUUGUUGACAUUUAGCAGCUUUAGGCUGAUUCAGUGAAAUAUUAACACUAUUUCAACACCAUGUUAGAGAGCUUUGUGCAGUAUGACAGGUUUUCUGUGGAGUGAUGGGUGUUUCCAUCAUCAAAGUGUUCUGUAUUUGAAUAUCUUUUAACAUCCCAAAUAAAAGUGAGAUCACUUUCA